AUGACUGCAGAAUCUCCCCCCGCACCUGCGCCUACCACCGCUGCCGGCCCUCCAGCCGAGCUGACGCCGCCCUUCCACCACAUCCCAGGUCUGCCGAAUUUUAGAGACAUUGGAGGUUACGCCGCGGCAGUGGGAGCAGAUGACGCAGACGCAGCCGGCCAGCAGGAGCAGCAGCACCACCACGAUCGUGGGCAAAAGCUGUUCAAGCGAAAUCUGGUCUUCCGGGCAUCGGAGCCGUCCAAGCUGACUGACGAGGGCGUGGCAAGGCUGCAGGACCUGGGCAUCACGCACGUGUUUGACCUCCGCUCUGCUGACGAGUUGAAGCCCCGCGAGGGCUGGGUCGGUUGCAAAAUCAGGGAGUGGGAUCGCGCGCAGAGGGUGUUUGCGCCAGUCUUUAGUGAUGAGGAUUACAGCCCCGAGGCCAUAGCCAAGAGGUGGGGUCAGUUUAGCGAGGGGACGACGGGCUUCGUCCUCGCCUACGAGCGCAUCCUAGAGGCCGGCGCGGAUGCGAACAGCCCCUAUGCGCCCUUCCGCACCAUCCUCGCCCACCUAGCCAGCGAGGAGGAGCCGACGCCCAUCAUGGUCCACUGCAGCGCGGGCAAGGACCGGACGGGCGUCAUCUGCGCCCUGCUGCUCAGCCUGGCGGGCGUCGAGGACGAAGUCGUCGCGCACGAGUACAGCCUGACAGAGGUCGGGCUGGGUCACCGCAAGCAGGAGUUCAUCGAGGCGCUCGUCAAAGCCGGGCCCCUCAAGGGCCAGAGGGACAAGGCCGAGAGGAUGGUCGGCGCGCGGAAAGAAGCUAUGCUCGCCACAUUGACCAUGAUACGUGCAAAGUACGGCUCGGUCGAGCGUUACGCCACCGAGUGCUGCGGCUUGUCCGCGGAAGCGCUUCAGCGACUACGGAAAAACAUCCUUGUGGAUGUCGAGAGCAGCGGCGAGCAGCCACUGGACUGGAGGAAGCAUGCCGAGUAUGUGGCGUCUUUACCUUGA
Messenger RNA from Pyricularia pennisetigena, 990 nucleotides. RefSeq lists its product as uncharacterized. Gene Ontology annotation, molecular function: phosphoprotein phosphatase activity. The transcript has 3 exons. The record is from RefSeq and is a predicted model, not a curated record. Bases 1 to 990 code for a protein of 329 amino acids. Lineage: Eukaryota; Fungi; Ascomycota; Sordariomycetes; Magnaporthales; Pyriculariaceae. Gene Ontology annotation, biological process: dephosphorylation.